Topomyia yanbarensis is the source of this 2498-nucleotide messenger RNA. RefSeq lists its product as uncharacterized. NCBI's taxonomy places the organism in Eukaryota, Metazoa, Arthropoda, Insecta, Diptera, Culicidae. The transcript has 4 exons. The record is from RefSeq and is a predicted model, not a curated record. The coding region runs from base 117 to 2399 and encodes 760 amino acids.
CAGAGGUGAGUUGUAAAACAAAAUAUUCCAACAGUUUAUACUAAUGUAUUUUUUUAUACGACAGAGCUUGCAAUCCGACUAUUGGCAGUGCAAAUGAUGCUGGCAGUGUAGUGUGUAUGAGAAAAAUUUUGUCUCAAUCUGUUCCAUCGACGAACAUACUUAAUCAACAAGAAUCUGUUUCACGAAUGCAAAAGGACCAGAACUUCAAAUCUCUUCUGCCUGUCAAUAAAAAUGCUGUGUUGCAGCAGGAAGUUAGCAGCUUGCCGAGCUGCUGUGAAGUUCGUUGCUCGAACAGUAAUAAGCAUCGGUUGGUUUGCGCGAAAACCAAAAGUUGCUAUGAAGGGUGCAUAAAGGAACUCAAUAAGCAAAUUGCCGAUGCAACACAAGAGAAUCGACAGUUAAAAAAACAAAUGUUCGACCAUAAAAAGCAACCUGACUUGGCAUUAAAGGCUUUAAAUCAAACUUUCAAUCCCGAUCAAGUAGAAAUGUUGUUAUACAGGAAGAGUAACCCGAGAGUAUGGAGUGAUGAAACUAUUACCGAAAGCCUAAAGACAAGAUUUGUAUGCGGGGGUAAAGCCUACGAGCAUGAGCGCAAAAAAAUUCCACUGCCGUCCAAUAGACAGCUUCAACGUCGCAUGGAAGACCUUAACUUUGAUUGCGGUAUACUCGAUGAGGUGAUUGAGCUUUUGAAAUUGAAACUAAAUGCAAUGCCUGACCACGAUCUAGACUGCGGAAUUGUUUUUGAUGAAAUGUCGAUACAAGAAGCCAAAAAGUUUUGCCUUCCCAGUAAACAAUUUUACGGCGAAAUCACCAUUCCAGGACAACAGGGUCUUGCCAGUCAUGCAUUAGUUUUUAUGCUUAUUGGAAUAAGAAACAGAUGGAAGCAAGUAGUCGGUUACUAUUUCACAGGCAACAGCAUACCGGAUGGAAUAUUACAGCAAAUCGUCGUUAAUGUCAUCAAAAGGGCUGAACGUAUUGGAUGCAAAAUACAUUUCAUCACAUCAGAUUGCGGGCCAAAUAAUAAAAAUUUUUGGAAUGAUAUGGGCCUUAGAUUUAAGAAGAAUACUGUACUCGAAAGCGGGCCGGUGUGCCAUCCAGCUGACGCAAAAAGGACGUUAGAAAUUAUCCCAGACGUGGUACACGUAUUCAAAUUAGGUGUUCAAGGACUUUUAAAAAACGAAGUGAUAAUACUGCCGCCGGAUGUUGUAGCCUCUAAUAAGUUCUAUUCGAAUGAGGUAAAGCUUGAACAUCUCCGAGAUCUUGUCCAUUUUGAGAGAAACAAUUUAUUGAAAGUUGCAUCUAAACUAACACAAGAGGAUGCGGCGUUCGAAAAUAAAAUUAGCACAUUUGAUGCAAUGAAAGUUAUCAAUUCGGAAAAAUAUGUCAAUCCAAACGUAUCUGCUGCUUGGAGGUUUUACAGCGAUGUAGCGAAUCGCCCGGAUGUACUCCCAACAGCCUUUUUCAUUGAAUGUUUCUCCAAAUGGUUCCGGUUGUCGAAGAACAGAACGUUCAAGCUAGCUCAUAGCAAACAAAAUUCGGAGGUGUACCAACAAACUUUGGACAUUUAUAACUUUUUCAAAAAUUUAAUGUUCAAAAUCGAAGUUGGAUCAAAAAGGAAUUGGAAGCCAUGGCAAGCUUCAACUAUACUUACAAUUAACUCAAUUCUACGGCUGCAACAAUAUUUUCUUAAUGAUAAACAAUACAAGUUUCUGUUAACUUGUCAUUUCACCCAAGAUUGUGUUCAAAAUGUAGUCUCACAAAUCCGUCUAAGACAGAAAAGGCCUACAGCUUUACAGUUCAAAAGUCUGUUGAAACGAUUAUCAAUAUCUCAAUAUAUGACGGAGAUUUCUGGUUCAUCUUACGAUCCGGAUGAAAGAGAUUGGCUGCUGAACUUUCCUAGCAAUGUAAAGGAACUUAAAAGGCAACGAAUCCAAGAAAAGGAAAAUACGGAAAAGGCGAUUACUGUUCAAAAUGAUCUGGUGCCAUUACAUAAACAUACAUUUUCGAUAAGAUUGAAUGAUUCCGAAUCAAAUGUAGUGUACCAUAUUGCUGGGAUGGUGAUUCAUAAAAUUGCGAUACGAGGCUCUGUAUGUGUUUGUUGUAUUAACGAUUGCAUAGCGAAAAAGCCUUUCCUAGCAAGUUUCAACAAAUUUACGAUACUGAUAGAUUUUACUGGGCAGACGUUUGUGUAUGUUAAUGAAAAUACUUUCAAAUACUUUGUUAGGCUAGAGAUAGUAUUUAGGCAAACAAUAAAUGAAGCUGAACAUGAUAAAGGUUCAAUCUUCGAAAAGCUUUUACACAUAUUUAAUACUGUUCAUGUAAGUCAUCUGUCAUCCUGUAACAAUAUUAAAGAAAAAAAUUAUCAGGAAGUUUCUGUUUUUUCGGCUCAAGGCGUAUGAACCUAAAACAGGGCGUAGAAAUCAAUUCGAUAGCCGAUCCAUGGCUUUAUAAUAGGUUGUGUGCUUUGAUGAAUCUAAAAAUUGUGAAAUAAAACCUUA